UAGAAAAACUCUAAUUCCUUCAGCCGCAGGCCCGCAAAACCCCCGAACACCUAAAAAGUAAAAACCCUUGCUCCUUCGUCCUAGCAGCUCCUCUAUUCUUCUCUACAAUCCUCAAAUCUCUCAACAUUACAAUCCCCUGAUGUCUUCACUCUAACAAAACCCAGAUCCAUCUUCGUACGAUUUGUGUUUUGUUUGUUGAAUCACCAUGUCUGCUGUAUCCAGAGGCUUGAUUUCACGUCUCCGAACACUCUUAACACCACACACAUCAACAACUACAAUCCAGUUUAGAGCUUUCAGUACUGAGAUUUUAACACCUGAUAAUGAAGUUAUACAACCCAGAAUCAUUGAAGCUAAACCUGGUGUUAUGACCAAACAAUCUAAAAGAACUGGUGCUAUUGCUAUUAAAUGUGGGAUGACUGCACUUUGGGACAAAUGGGGUAAACGUGUUCCUAUUUCUGUUCUUUGGUUUGAUGAAAAUAUUGUUUCCCAAGUUAAAACUGUUGAAAAAGAAGGCAUCUUUGCUUUACAGGUUGGAUGCUCCCAUAAGAAGGCGAAACAUUUGACAAAGCCGGAGGUGGGUCACUUUAGAGCGCAAGGGGUUCCUUUGAAGAGGAAGUUAAAGGAGUUUCCAGUGACAGAAGAUGCACUUCUUCCAGUUGGUACUACAAUCAAUGUGCGCCAUUUCCUUCCUGGACAAUAUGUGGAUGUCACUGGAAUCACGAAAGGGAAGGGAUUUCAGGGUGUAAUGAAAAGACAUAAUUUUGCUGGAGGUCCAGCAUCACAUGGUGCUUCUAAAUCCCAUCGGAGUGGUGGUUCUACUGGUCAGAGGGAUGCUCCUGGAAAAGUUUUUAAAAACAGAAAGAUGCCAGGGCGCAUGGGUGGUGGGCAGCAGACAGUAAAGAACGUUUGGGUUUAUAAAAUAGACCCGGGAAGGAACUUAAUGUGGGUUAGAGGCCAAGUCCCUGGCGCCACAGGAAACUUUGUGUUUGUAAAAGACGCUUUUGAUGAGAAACCCGAUAUUACAAAGCUUCCUUUCCCGACAUAUUUUGCACCAGAGGACGAGGAUGAGGAAUCAUUAGAACCUAUGACCGUGGAUCUAGGAGAAGUAGAUCCAUUCAUGGCAGCUGAUUGAUCGGUGUGUUGAAUCAGAACAUCACUGAAAGUUUGGUCUUCCUGUAAUGCCCGACAAUCGAUUGUUCUUAAUAUAGAGGGAUAAGAUUCAAAUUGUUUCGAAAUUGGGCUGUGUUUUAUCAUUGAUUUUGAUCCUCGAGCUAGUUUCGACAAAAAUAUGGUGUAGCUAGCCCUAAAUGUAUUUUUGGCAAAAGUUUGGGACCAUUUUGGUUAGGGUCAAAAGUACGUCUGUCUGUAGGAACUCUACCAAUAAGUGGUUGAACUGCUGAUUUUUGGAAAAUCAUAUUUCCGUUCUGAAAUAUUAGCUACACAAGUAUUUUUUGAUAAUGUUCGUUAUUCAAACUUAAUUUAUAUAUUCCGACUAAUAAGUAAGCAAAAAUAUUUUCAAGUGACA
Molecule: messenger RNA, 1525 nt
Organism: Amaranthus tricolor (Joseph's coat)
Lineage: Eukaryota; Viridiplantae; Streptophyta; Magnoliopsida; Caryophyllales; Amaranthaceae
Product: 50S ribosomal protein L3-2, mitochondrial
Exons: 5
Coding region: 206-1132 (308 amino acids)
Biological process (GO): translation
Cellular component (GO): mitochondrial large ribosomal subunit; ribosome
Molecular function (GO): structural constituent of ribosome
Source: RefSeq, a predicted model, not a curated record